Microtus oregoni (creeping vole) is the source of this 2017-nucleotide messenger RNA. RefSeq names its product vesicle-associated membrane protein 3. Bases 111 to 425 code for a protein of 104 amino acids. Gene Ontology annotation, molecular function: SNAP receptor activity; syntaxin-1 binding. The transcript has 5 exons. Gene Ontology annotation, cellular component: SNARE complex; plasma membrane. The record is from RefSeq and is a predicted model, not a curated record. Gene Ontology annotation, biological process: vesicle-mediated transport; vesicle fusion; SNARE complex assembly. NCBI's taxonomy places the organism in Eukaryota, Metazoa, Chordata, Mammalia, Rodentia, Cricetidae.
CCAGCUCGUGACGUCACCGCAGCCCCGCCCAUCUCCACAGCCUCGGUCGCUCGCCGCACGAGUCCGCAGACCCUCGGCUGCUUGCCGCCGCCGCUACCGCUGCCGCCAAAAUGUCCACAGGUGUGCCUUCAGGAAGUUCAAGUGCUGCCGCUGGCAGUAACCGCAGACUCCAGCAGACACAGAAUCAAGUAGAUGAGGUGGUUGAUAUCAUGAGAGUCAACGUGGACAAGGUGUUAGAAAGAGAUCAGAAGCUCUCGGAGCUAGAUGAUCGCGCAGAUGCACUGCAGGCAGGUGCUUCUCAGUUUGAAACAAGUGCUGCCAAGCUGAAGAGAAAGUACUGGUGGAAGAACUGCAAGAUGUGGGCGAUAGGGAUCAGUGUCCUGGUGAUUAUUGUCAUCAUCAUUAUUGUGUGGUGUGUCUCUUAAUGAAGAUCCUGGUGAAACCGAAGCCUACUGUUCAGGAGCGUUUUCAAGACUUUCUACUUAGAACCUGCUAUGUUAUUGAGCUUACCUACUGUUUUUUGUUUUUUUUUUUUUGUCCAAAUGAUUAUUUUUGUUAGUUUACAUACAGUUCAGUGCCUAGGAAAUGUGCCUUUGUUUAAAUAUACACUCCAAAUGGGGGUGUGAGCUGCCCUGCCCACAUUUUGCACAGUGCCUUCACAGAGCUAUGCACCGACUAGGAAAGAGGACUUCUGUUGCUCCAGAGUGCUGGAGUCAAGGUGGAUGUUGUCACUGAUGACUCGCUGUGGAUUCCAGGAAGGGGAUUCUAUUCAAGUCAGUUGUCCCCACACCUGACAUCGUCUUCAAAACCACAUUUUCAAACCUUUGGGUGAUUAGAUUCCCAACUUGUGCCUUCCAAGAACACUACUGCCUAGUAAACAUCGGUGGCAAUAACAGGGUGAGCCUUAUUUUGAUACUGGCUCCUUUUCCUUAAGAGGACCCUCCUUUCUGUAAGCACUACUGACUCCUGCUGUAUUUAAGAUGCUCUCAUGUUAGGUGUGAAGAUGUUUACUUUUUUGUUCUUGUUGUGUAUCACUUCUCAGAGUAUUUUAAUCAAAAAUAACCCUUUAAAAUGUUUUUGUAGAACUAUGACCAAAGUAUUUUUGCCAAAAGUUAAAUACAAAUAAAAUGUCCAUAAGUCUGUCCCUAAUAGACAAAUUCAAACAAUGUGCCAAAUGUAACUCAAGGUGCCCUUCAAGAAAAAAGUGUUAAUUCUGUGUGAGCCUUCAGCAUUUUUACAGUCCUUUCUGUGCUGUAGAUAAUGCUACUCCUUCAGAUUUGGUUUCUUUUAUAGAGUUAUAGAGGUAAGCUAAAGUCAGACCUAUAGAUAAGGCAUUUAGCCAGCAGUUUGCAGACUGAAGUAGAGGCUGCGGUCACUGGUGCAGUGUGAGCAGCAGCUCCGCAGCCUCACGUCAGUUUGCACAGACCUGAGAUCUUGAAUGCUGUUUCUGCUUUUGCUCAUACCCCACUUCCUAAACCGGUCCUCUGUAUUGUGCUUGAGGUAAGGUAUUGGCCACUUCCAAGUGGAGAGCUAAGCAGAGAUGCCUGUUGCUCUUAAGCCAUAGCUAUUGCCAUCUGAAACACUUUCGUUGUGUGUCUGAGACUUUCAUCAAGGCAUGGUUCAAAGUUGAGAGUUCAGGCAUGAAUGAACAUAAGAAAUCAGUGAGGAAGAAACAGGCUUUCUUUGCCUAUGGCAGUGCCACUAGAAUGCCCUGGAUUUUGUGUGUGCAAAGUGGCAUCAGUCAAGGCAUAAUAGAAUCUGGUUCCAGUUUUUUAUUUGUUCCCCUGACAUUACUGAAACAAUAAAACUAUUGAAAGUGUGCCCCACUAUGGGAAAGCAGCAUCAGCCUAGGGCCUCUGUCCUGGUCUGACCCACAACCUUGGUGCUGUCUCCUCCAUACUCAGACCCAUGUAACUCAUUGGCUCCUGCGUUAACACAGUAAUACCUCGCUUGUCUGUGCAUUUAGCUGGGAACUUUCCCGCUAUGAUGUCCUAAAUAAAGUUGUUUAUUAACAUGA